Molecule: messenger RNA, 16855 nt
Organism: Phaedon cochleariae (mustard beetle)
Lineage: Eukaryota; Metazoa; Arthropoda; Insecta; Coleoptera; Chrysomelidae
Source: the annotation of a GenBank genome assembly
CGAGAAGUCACUAGUAUGUUAUUUAAAUUCGCUAAUUUUAUUUUGGCUCCUUUCUAAAAAUACCGUACACAGCUCUGUUUAAAAAUAGCAACCACUUCAGUGCUGAACGAAGUUUUAAUGCUGUGUGGACAUAUACCUAAUGUAGCAAGAAAAAAUUUGAAAAAGUAGGAUAAAGUAACCCCUUCAAAAUGGCUGAAGCCGAAGGGGGUUCCGAACAGGAUGAUGUUUCAUUCUUACGAACGGAAGAUAUGGUAUGUCUUUCGUGCACUGCUACAGGAGAAAGAGUAUGCUUGGCAGCUGAAGGAUUUGGUAAUAGACAUUGUUUCCUAGAAAAUAUAGCUGAUAAGAAUAUCCCACCUGACCUUUCACAGUGUGUUUUCGUAAUUGAACAAGCCUUGUCUGUCCGUGCUUUGCAAGAAUUGGUUACAGCAGCUGGUAAUGAAACUGGUCGGGAAAAUUUAGGCAAAGGAACAGGUUCAGGACAUCGCACCCUACUUUAUGGCAAUGCUAUUCUUCUCAGGCACCAAAACAGUGACAUGUAUUUGGCUUGCCUCUCCACGAGCUCUAGCAAUGACAAACUUGCUUUUGAUGUCGGUUUGCAAGACCACAGUCAUGGAGAAGCCUGUUGGUGGACAGUUCAUCCUGCUAGCAAACAAAGAUCCGAGGGUGAGAAAGUACGAGUUGGGGAUGACCUCAUCUUAGUCUCAGUGGCCACUGAAAGAUACUUGCACACGACCAAAGAGAACGAAAUAUCGAUAGUGAACGCUAGCUUCCACGUGACCCAUUGGUCGGUACAGCCCUACGGUACCGGCAUAUCAAGGAUGAAGUAUGUCGGUUAUGUGUUCGGAGGCGAUGUUCUGAGAUUCUUCCAUGGAGGCGAUGAAUGCCUUACUAUACCGUCUACGUGGGACCCUGAACCGACACACAAUAUCGUAAUCUACGAGGGAGGUAGCGUCAUGUCACAGGCCAGAUCACUCUGGAGGCUAGAAUUGGCACGAACCAAAUGGGCCGGAGGCUUCAUCAAUUGGUACCAUCCGAUGAGAAUAAGGCACAUAACGACAGGCCGAUAUCUGGCCGUAAACGAAAACAACGAACUUUACCUCAUCAGCAAGGAGGAAGCGAAUACAGCGACGACAGCUUUUUGUUUGCGCCAGGAGAAAGAUGAUCAGAAAGUUGUGCUGGAAGACAAAGAUUUGGAGGUUAUCGGGGCGCCAAUUAUAAAAUAUGGUGACUCUACUGUCAUUGUUCAGCAUUCUGAGUCUGGACUCUGGCUAUCAUACAAGGCAUAUGAAACGAAGAAGAAGGGCGUGGGUAAGGUGGAAGAAAAACAGGCAAUACUGCACGAAGAAGGGAAAAUGGACGAUGGCUUGGAUUUCAGUAGGAGCCAAGAAGAGGAAUCAAGGACAGCAAGGGUGAUCCGAAAAUGCAGCUCCCUAUUCACACAAUUCAUUAAUGGCUUGGAACAACUCCAGAUGAACAGAAGGCACUCAAUGUUUUUCCACGUCGUAAACUUGAACGAGAUGGUCAUGUGCCUGGAAGAUUUGAUCAAUUACUUUGCUCAGCCUGAAGAUGACAUGGAACACGAGGAGAAGCAGAAUAAACUCAGAGCAUUGAGGAACAGGCAGGAUCUCUUUCAAGAAGAGGGUAUUCUCAACCUCAUUCUCGAGGCUAUUGAUAAGAUCAACGUCAUCACGUCUCAGGGCUUCCUAGCUGCCCUAGCUGGCGAUCAAAACUGGGAGAUGAUCGGUGGUUAUUUGUACCAGCUAUUGGCCGCUAUCAUCAAAGGCAACCACACGAACUGUGCCCAAUUCGCCAAUUCCAACCGUUUAAACUGGUUGUUUUCAAGACUCGGUUCGCAAGCCUCUGGCGAAGGGACAGGCAUGUUAGACGUACUCCACUGCGUCUUGAUCGAUUCUCCGGAAGCCCUGAACAUGAUGAGAGAUGAACACAUAAAAGUGAUAAUUUCUUUGCUUGAGAAACACGGAAGGGAUCCAAAGGUCCUUGACGUUUUAUGUUCACUCUGUGUGGGUAAUGGAGUUGCAGUGAGAAGUUCCCAAAACAAUAUCUGUGAUUUCUUGUUGCCUGGUAAGAAUUUGUUAUUGCAAACACAACUGGUGGAUCACGUGGCAAGCGUUCGACCAAAUAUAUUUAUAGGCAGAGUAGACGGUAGCGCUAUCUAUCAGAAAUGGUAUUUUGAAGUAACAGUAGAUCAUUUAGAACAAACUACUCACAUGAUGCCUCAUUUGAGAAUAGGUUGGGCUAACUCCAAAGGUUAUGUUCCCUACCCUGGCGGUGGUGAAAAAUGGGGUGGUAACGGGGUAGGUGACGAUUUGUAUUCCUACGGUUUUGAUGGGGCUUAUCUCUGGACCGGUGGUAGAAGUACCAGGAUCAUCCACAGUAACAAAGAACCUUUCAUCAGAAAAGCUGAUGUUAUCGGAUGUGCCUUAGACUUGAACGUACCGAUCAUAAGUUUCACUUUCAACGGUGUUCCGAUAAAGGGCAGUUUCCGCGACUUCAAUCUAGAUGGCAUGUUCUUCCCUGUCAUCAGCUGUUCUUCGAAACUCAGCUGUCGAUUUUUGUUGGGUGGAGACCACGGAAAAUUGAAGUACAAUCCUCCGGAAGAAUUUUCACCCCUGGUGGAGAGUUUGUUACCCCAACAGGUCCUCAUGCUGGAACCCUGCUACUACUUCGGCAACAUGGCCAAGAACGUUAUCGCCGGUCCGCUGUUCAUCGAGGACGACACCGCGUUCGUGCCCAAUCCCGUCGACACCUCGAUGGUCACCCUGGCCGGGUACGUCGAGUCCAUCAGGGACAAGCUGGCUGAGAACAUCCACGAGAUGUGGGCGAUGAACAAGAUAGAGGCUGGAUGGCAGUGGGGCGAGUAUAGAGACGACGUGCGGCACGUCCAUCCCUGCCUAGUGCCCUUCGAUAAGCUGCCCCCUGCGGAGAAGCGGUACGAUUCGCAGUUGGCCGUGCAGACGUUGAAGACGAUCAUAUCCUUGGGAUACUACAUCACCAUGGACAAACCGCCUUCGAGGAUCAAGACCAUCCGAUUGCCGAACGAACCUUUCAUGCAAGCCAACGGUUACAAACCGGCACCACUUGAUCUAGGCGCCAUUUCCCUGACUGCCAAACUGGAGGAAUUGGUCGAUCAGCUAGCGGAAAACACGCACAACUUGUGGGCGAAAGAGCGGAUCCAACAGGGUUGGACGUACGGUCUCAACGAGGACCCGGACGUUUACAGAAGCCCUCACCUGGUGCCAUACAGCAAAGUCGAUGACGCCAUCAAGAAGGCUAACAGAGACACUGCCUCUGAGACUGUACGCACUCUCCUUGUGUACGGGUAUAAUUUGGAUCCACCUACGGGGGAGCAACAAGAAACCCUAUUGGCGGAAGCAAGCAGAUCUCGAUUGGCGGCGUUCAGGACGUACAGGGCGGAGAAGAAUUACGCCGUCGGCUCGGGCAAGUGGUAUUUCGAGUUCGAGAUUUUGACGGCGGGGCCAAUGAGGGUGGGUUGGGCCAAGGCCGAUUGUGCCCCCGGGUGUAUGUUGGGGUCGGACGAGAACACCUGGGCCUUCGACGGCUACAAUGAAGAGAAAGUUUACAGUAAUUCUGCAGAAUCAUUCGGAAAGCAGUGGCAAGUGGGAGAUGUAGUGGGGGUAUUUCUCGAUCUCAUUGAUCACACGAUAAGCUUUUCCCUCAACGGUGAAUUGCUGAUGGAUGCUCUUGGUGGUGAAACAACUUUUGCCGAUGUACAGGGCGAUAAUUUUGUGCCCGCCUUCACUCUAGGAGUGGGCCAAAAGGCGAAACUCAUUUUCGGUCAAGACGUCAACCAACUCAAAUAUUUCACGAUGUGCGGUCUACAAGAAGGUUACGAACCGUUCUGCGUUAAUAUGAACAGAGCGGUCACUUACUGGUACACCAAAGACCAACCGAUUUUCGAGAACACCGAGGACAUGUCUGAUACGAAAAUCGACGUCACACGAAUUCUGGCCGGUUCUGAGACCCCGCCUUGUUUGAAAAUCAGCCACAAUACGUUCGAGACCAUGGAGAAGGCCAAUUGGGAAUUUUUGAGGUUGAGUCUGCCCGUCAUCUGCCACUCUCAGUUCAUAACGGAGGAUGAGAAAAUGAGAAGAUGGAACGAAAUAAAGAUCAGACAACACCGGCUCAAAGUAGAGGCGGAUCAGCAAGGGCCGCCAGCUCACAUCGAAAACAUAAUGAAAAGCGGUUUUUCCAUGAGCGACAUCAAAGGUCUGCACCGCAACUACGCCGAAGAUGCCGUGGAGUCUGACGAAGUGAUGAAACAGCCCGCCAAAUCCACCAGAGCUAUGCCUUCUAGACCGCCCAGGAAGGGAUCUCUAUCGAGGAACGUCAAUGGGUUCGAUGAUAACACUCUUGGAGUCAACAUCGGUAGAGGUGUUCACAGGUCUAGCAGCGAGCUAGAUAUCAACAGGUACCAAGAUGCGACAUUGAACCAUCAAGACAAAGACGAGAAAAAGAAACGGGGACGAUCUCCCUUUAGAUUUUUCUCGAAGAAAAAUCGCGAAGCUACUAGCAACGAGAGGACGAAAAUCAAGAAGGCAAAGACACCCGAACCGCCAGGGCGUAGGGCUGAGGAAUUUUCCCCCCAAGGGAGAACUAUGGGCUGGUCAACAAACACGAUGUUGCAAAGGUCGCCAACUGUCAAACACCAGUCACAGAAUGAUCUGCAACCCCAGUCUGCACCGGACAGACAACAAAAACAAUUGACCGUCACUCAACCUUCUGGCAUCGAAGCAGUAGGCAACGAAAUCUACGACGCCGAGUGUCUCAAAUUAAUCAACGAAUAUUUUUACGGUGUUCGUAUCUUUCCGGGGCAAGACCCUACUCACACUUACGUCGGAUGGGUGACCACCCAGUAUCACCUGCACAGCAAAGACUUCAACCAGAACCAAGUGCUCAAAUCUUCAGUCGUUAUAGUCGACGAUUAUGAGAGGAUAGUCGAUGGUGUCGAUAGACAGUCGUGUUAUAUGGUGAGAGCAGACGAAUUGUACAACGAAGUGACUCAGGACGCCUCAGGCAAAGGAGCAUCUCAGGGGAUGUUUAUAGGAUGCUUUCUAGAUGCUGCAACAGGUGUCAUUACAUUCACUUGUGACGGAAAACAAACAUUGCACAAGUUCAAAAUGGAACCCGAGACCAAAUUGUUCCCUGCCAUAUUCGUUGAGGCGACGAGCAAGGAAAUCUUGCAAAUCGAACUAGGCAGAACUUCUACUAGUCUUCCAUUGUCGGCUGCCGUUCUGCAGAACAGUGCCAGACACGUGACCCCUCAAUUCCCUCCCAGACUGAAGGUGCAAUGCUUGAAACCUCACCAGUGGGCAAGGGUGCCGAAUCAGAGUCUUCAAGUUCACGCUCUGAAAUUGUCUGACAUCCGAGGUUGGUCGAUGUUGUGCGAGGACCCUAUAUCGAUGCUGGCGUUGCACAUCCCAGAAGAGGACCGUUGCAUCGACAUUCUAGAACUGAUUGAAAUGGACAAGCUGUUGAGCUUCCAUGCUCACACUUUGACACUGUACGCUGCUCUCUGCUACCAGAGCAACUAUAAGGCGGCUCACGUUCUGUGCAAGCACGUGGAUCAGAAGCAACUGUUGUAUGCUAUCAAGUCUGAGUACAUGAGCGGGCCUCUCAGACAAGGUUUCUACGAUUUGCUCAUCGCUGUGCAUUUGGAGUCAACGGCAACAACAAUGGAAGUAUGCAAGAACGAGUACGUGAUACCCAUUGGACAAGAGCUGAAGGACUUGUACGAGGAUCCAGAAUUGGGACACAGCUUGAGGAGACUCAAAAUGGAAUCCGUACAACCACAGAUGAAAACGUCUGAAAUAACGUACAACAUAGAGAACAUCAAGAACUUGUAUUCACCCUAUUUUCCUCUGGACGUAGUACGUGACUACGUCAUGAUGGCUCUAGCGGAAUCUGUGGAGAUCAACCAAGUGCACAACAGAGAUCCUAUCGGUGGUUCCAAUGAAAAUCUGUUCUUACCUCUCUUGAAACUCGUGGACCGUCUCCUCUUGGUAGGCAUGCUCCGAGACCGAGACGUCGAAAAGCUUCUCAUAAUGAUUUGCCCCGAGACUUGGGACGCCGUGUACGAAAAAGACGGCAAAGACGAGCACCGAAAGGGUCUGCUGUCGAUGAAAAUGGCCGAAGGCGCCAAGUUGCAGAUGUGCUACCUUUUGCACCAUCUCUGCGACAUCCAGCUGAGGCACAGAGUGGAGAGUAUCAUAGCGUUCAGCCACGAUUUCGUGGGGGACUUGCAGACCGAUCAGCUGAGACGUUACAUCGACAUCAAGCAGUCUGAUUUGCCGUCGGCGGUGGCGGCUAAGAAGACCAAGGAGUUCAGAUGCCCGCCUCGCGAGCAGAUGAACGCCAUUUUGUGUAAGUUUAAGAAGUUGACAGGUUUCAAAAACCAAGAGGAAGAAGAAAAGGAAAAUUGCCCUCUGGGCGAGGAUCUUUGCGAAAGGAUGAACACCUUCCACGGCAAACUAAUGAGUCUAGUAUCCUUGCAAGCUUUACAAGCUCCGGAGGAGGAUGAAAAUCCAGAGAACUUAGUCAAACCAGGACCGUUCAAAAAACUGUACAAUCUUAUUAACGCCGUCAAAGAAUUGGAAGAAGAACCGAAAGUAGAGCCCGAGCCAGAAAAGAAAACCCCCGAGGAAACCUUCCGCAAGGUCUUGAUCAGCACUAUAGUGAGAUGGGCCGAAGAAACCCAAAUCGAAACGUCCAAGCUAGUUCAAGAAAUGUUCAGCUUGCUAGUGAGACAGUACGACUCGGUCGGUGAACUAAUCCGAGCUCUGGAAAAAACCUACAUCAUCAACGCCAAAACCAAAGCCGACGUAGCCGAAAUGUGGGUGGGCCUUAGCCAAAUAAGAGCCUUGCUCCCUGUCCAAAUGUCCCAAGAAGAGGAAGAGCUGAUGCGCGAAAGACUGUGGAAGCUCGUCAACAACCACACUUUUUUCCAGCACCCUGAUCUCAUCCGUGUUCUCCGUAUCCAUGAGAACGUGAUGGCAGUCAUGAUCAACACUUUGGGCAGAAGGUCUCAGGCUCAGUCUGAUGCCAGCGCCCAACAACAGGCUAAUGAAGGAGAAGUCGUUGCUAAGGAGAAAGACACUUCGCACGAGAUGGUGGUGGCUUGCUGCAGGUUCUUGUGCUAUUUUUGCAGGACCGGCAGACAGAACCAGAAGGCCAUGUUCGAGCAUUUCGACUUUCUGCUGGACAACAGCAAUAUCUUACUGUCGAGACCUAGUCUCAGAGGCUCGACGCCCUUGGACGUCUCAUAUUCUUCGCUUAUGGAAAACACUGAGCUAGCACUGGCACUGCGCGAGCAUUACCUCGAGAAAAUCGCUAUUUACUUGUCGAGGUGUGGGCUUCAAUCCAACUCGGAGCUAGUGGAAAAGGGCUACCCAGAUCUUGGUUGGGAUCCUGUGGAAGGUGAAAGGUACCUAGACUUUUUGAGGUUUUGCGUUUGGGUUAACGGCGAAAGCGUUGAAGAAAACGCUAACUUGGUCAUCAGGCUCUUGAUCAGAAGACCAGAGUGUUUGGGUCCAGCUCUAAGAGGCGAAGGAGAAGGUCUGUUGAGAGCUAUUGUUGAAGCUAACAAGAUGUCUGACAGGAUAUCUGAUAGGCGAAAGAUGAUGGAUGAAGCUGAAGGUACAGUGGUCAACUGUGCACAAUUCACUCAUCCUUUACCAGAAAGCGAAGAAGACGAGGAUUAUAUCGAUACCGGUGCCGCCAUUUUGAACUUUUAUUGUACAUUGGUCGACCUUCUCGGCAGAUGUGCUCCUGAUGCUUCUGUUAUAGCUUUGGGCAAGAACGAAUCCCUGAGAGCCAGAGCGAUCUUGAGGUCUCUUGUACCACUCGAAGACCUACAAGGAGUUUUGAGCCUGAAGUUCUCUUUGCACAAUCCAGCAGCUGGCGAAGAAAGGCCUAAAUCUGAUAUGCCUUCGGGUUUGAUACCAGGCCAUAAGCAAUCUGUCGUGUUGUUCCUGGAAAGGGUUUAUGGCAUUGAAACCCAAGAACUAUUCUUCAGGCUUCUAGAAGAAGCUUUCUUGCCUGACUUGAGAUGUGCCACAAUGUUAGACAGAAAUGAUGGUAGUGAGUCGGACAUGGCUUUGAGCAUGAACCGAUACAUCGGUAACUCGAUCUUACCCCUUCUCAUCCAGCACAGUAAAUUCUAUAGUGAAGCUGAAAACUAUGCUUCACUGUUGGACGCUACUCUUCACACAGUCUACAGGUUAUCCAAGAAUCGCAUGCUCACCAAAGGUCAAAGAGAAGCAGUGUCUGACUUCCUUGUGGCCUUGACCAGUCAACUGCAGCCUGCGAUGCUGCUCAAACUUCUCAGGAAGUUGACAGUCGACGUUUCCAAUCUGUCAGAGUACACUACAGUCGCUCUUCGCCUGUUGACUUUGCAUUACGACAGAUGUGCGAAGUACUACGGUACUUGUACUGGCCAAGGCAUUUACGGCUCGUCCAGUGACGAAGAAAAAAGGCUGACCAUGAUGCUGUUCUCCAACAUAUUCGAUUCCUUGAGCAAGAUGGACUACGACCCGGAACUUUUCGGGAAAGCUCUUCCCUGUUUGACGGCCAUCGGGUGUGCCUUGCCUCCGGACUAUUCGCUGUCGAAGAACUACGAUGACGAGUGGUACCAUAACAAGUCGGCGAAGACCGGCCCUGAUGGACCAUACAAUCCGCAACCUAUCAAUACUUCUUCUGUGGUUUUGAACAAUGAUUUGAACAAUAUCGUUCAGCAGUUCUCGGAGCACUACCAUGACGCUUGGGCUUCGAGGAAAUUGGAGAAUUCUUGGCAGUACGGGGAGAGUUAUUCGGGAUGGGAGGGUAGCAAGACUCAUCCGAGAUUGAAACCCUAUACCAUGCUGAACGAUUAUGAAAAAGAGAGGUACAAGGAACCGGUCAGAGAAUCCCUCAAGGCCUUAUUGGCCAUAGGUUGGUCGGUCGAGCACACAGAAGUGGAUCUGCCAUCCAACAACAGAAACUCGGGCAUGCGACAAGGCGGCGAGGGUAGCUCCGCCUUCAACUACAACCCCCACCCUGUCGACAUGACCAACUUGACCUUGUCCAGAGAGAUGCAGAACAUGGCUGAGAGGCUAGCCGAGAACGCUCACGACAUCUGGGCGAGGAAGAAGAAAGAGGAGUUGAACACUUGCGGGGGCGGGAUUCACCCCCAAUUGGUUCCCUACGAUUUGCUGACCGACAAAGAAAAGAAGAAGGACAGAGAGCGUUCGCAGGAGUUCUUAAAGUACUUGCAGUAUCAAGGUUAUAAGUUGCACAGGCCUAACCGUGGGGGACAGUCCGAAACAGAGCAAGCUACAGCUGGUCCAUCGGUGGAAUUACGUUUUGCUUACAGCUUAUUGGAGAAGCUUAUCCAGUACUUGGAUCGAGCUACUAUCAACAUGAAAUUGCUCAAGCCUUCUCAGACUUUCAGCAGGAGGAGCUCGUUCAAGACUUCUUCGCGCGAUAUCAAGUUCUUCUCGAAAGUGAUGCUUCCCCUGAUGGAAAAGUACUUUUCCACUCACAGGAACUACUUCAUAGCCAUAGCCACGGCGACUAACAACGUGGGGGCGGCUAGCUUGAAAGAAAAGGAAAUGGUGGCCGCUCUUUUCUGCAAAUUGGCCAGUUUGUUGAGAUCCCGUCUCGCUGCUUUCGGCGCAGACGUCAGGAUCACCGUCAGGUGUUUGCAAGUGCUUGUUAAAGGCAUCGAUGCCAAAUCAUUGGUGAAGAAUUGUCCGGAGUUCAUCAGGACUUCCAUGUUGACGUUUUUCAACAACACCGCUGAUGAUUUGGGACACACUAUUAUAAAUUUGCAGGACGGGAAGUACAGUCAUCUGAGAGGGACUCAUCUGAAAACUUCUACGUCGCUGUCCUACGUGAAUGCUGUUAUUCUGCCGGUUCUAACCUCGCUUUUCGAUCAUUUGGCGAAUUGUGAAUAUGGCAGCGACCUUCUAUUGGACGAGAUUCAAGUGGCAUCUUACAAAGCGUUGCAGUCGCUUUACACUCUUGGGACUGAUCCUACUCUACAUCAUGACAGGAAAUAUCUUAAGACCGAGAUGGAAAAGUACAAACCUACUUUGGGUUCUUGUAUGGGUGCUUUCAGUUCGACUUUCCCUGUGGCAUUUUUGGAGCCCCAUUUGAACAAGCACAAUCCGUUUUCGCUUUUGAACAGAAUCGCUGAUCAUUCUUUGGAAGCGCAAGACGUGAUGGCUAGAAUGGAAGGUGCCAUGCCAACUCUCGAUACCAUCUUAUCCGAAGUGGACCAAUUUGUCGAAAGUGACAAGACUUAUUUAGACGCUCCGCACGUCAUCGACGUCAUAAUGCCGAUGCUGUGUUCUUAUCUACCGUUCUGGUGGUCCCAGGGUCCCGAUAAUGUCAGUCCCACAGGAGGAGCUCACGUGUCGAUGGUGACGUCAGAACACAUGAACCAGCUGCUCAAGAACGUGCUCAAACUGAUCAAGAAGAACAUCGGCAACGAGAACUCGCCGUGGAUGACUCGCAUAGCCGCCUACACCCAACAGAUAAUCAUCAACAGCAGCGAGGAGUUGCUCAAGGAUCCCUUCCUGCCGUUGGCCGAGAGAGUGAAGAAACGCACGGAGGCCAUGUUCCACAAGGAAGAGAGCUUGAGAGGAUUCAUCAAAAGUUCCACGGAAGAUACCUCACAGAUCGAGACGCAAAUCCAAGAAGACUGGCACCUGCUGGUCCGCGACAUUUAUUCCUUCUACCCGUUGCUGAUCAAAUACGUCGACCUGCAGCGCAACCAUUGGCUGAGACACAACGUGGCCGAGGCAGAAGAUUUGUACAACCAUGUGGCGGAGAUUUUCAACAUAUGGUCCAAGUCGCAGUACUUCCUGAGAGAAGAGCAGAAUUUCAUAUCGGCCAACGAGAUCGACAACAUGGUGUUGAUCAUGCCCACUGCUACCAGGAGGACUGUCGUUCCUGAUGGUAGUCAGCCUACUGUGGGAAAGAAAAAGAAGAAGCACCGUGACAAGAAGAGGGACAAAGACAAAGAAAUUCAGGCUUCACUUAUGGUAGCCUGCCUAAAACGUCUAUUACCAGUCGGUCUCAAUCUUUUCGCUGGACGUGAACAGGAACUGGUUCAACAUUGCAAAGAUCGAUUCCUCAAGAAAAUGCCAGAGUACGACAUCAUCGACUUUGCCAAAAUCCAACUAACAUUACCAGAUAAAAUCGAUCCUGCUGAUGAGAUGUCUUGGCAGCACUACCUAUACAGUCAGCUGGGUAGCAAAAAGAGCGUGACGAUAUCUUCGAUCGAUAAUAAUGGUAAAAAUCAACUAGAGGAAACAGUCGAUAGGAUAGUCGCUAUGAGCAAAGUGUUGUACGGUCUUCACAUGAUCGAUCACCCUCAACAGCAGCAGAAAGGCGUUUACAGAAGCGUCGUAUCCACCCAAAGGAAGCGAGCCGUACUGUCUUGCUUCCGGCAAGCUUCUUUGCACAGUUUGCCCAGACAUCGCGCCAUCAACAUCUUCAUACGCACGUACCGCGACUUCUGGCUGCAAGACGAGAACGUCGGCCAAGAGGUGAUGAUCGAGGACCUCACUCAGUCCUUCGAGGACGCCGAGCUGAAGAAGAAGGACGGUGAGGAGGAGGAGGGCAAGCCGGAUCCUCUCACGCAACUGGUGACGACCUUUUGCAGGGGCGCGAUGACAGAGCGUUCCGGCGCUCUGCAAGAGGACCCCCUGUACAUGAGCUACGCGGAGAUCAUCGCCAAGUCGUGCGGUGAGGAGGAGGAGGAGGGCGAGGGGGAGGAGGAGGAGGGCGGCGGCGGAGGUGGUGGCGAAGGAGAGGACGGUACCUCCUCGAUACACGAACAAGAAAUGGAAAAACAGAAACUGCUCUUCAACCAAGCCCGUCUGGCCAACCGCGGUGUUGCCGAAAUGGUCCUGCUCCACAUAUCCGCCUGCAAGGGCGUGCCCUCCGACAUGGUGAUGAAAACGCUCGAGCUGGGCAUCUCCGUGCUGAGGGGCGGCAACUUCGACAUCCAGAUGGGCAUGCUGAACCACCUGAAGGAGAAGAAGGACGUCGGAUUCUUCACUAGUAUCGCGGGGCUGAUGAACAGCUGCGGGUCGUUGGACUUGGACGCGUUCGAGAGGAAUACCAAGGCCGAGGGGUUGGGAGUAGGGUCUGAAGGUGCUGCUGGAGAAAAGAACAUGCACGACGCCGAAUUCACUUGCGCCCUCUUCAGGUUCAUCCAGCUCACUUGCGAAGGCCACAACUUAGAGUGGCAAAACUACUUGAGAACCCAAGCGGGCAACACGACCACCGUCAACGUCGUCAUCUGUACCGUUGAUUACCUCCUCAGACUCCAAGAGUCCAUCAUGGACUUCUACUGGCACUAUUCCAGCAAGGAACUGAUCGAUCCCGCCGGCAAGGCGAACUUCUUCAAGGCCAUCGAAGUGGCCAGUCAGGUCUUCAACACGCUCACCGAGGUCAUCCAAGGACCUUGCACGCUCAACCAGCAAGCGCUGGCUCACUCCAGAUUGUGGGAUGCAGUCGGGGGUUUUCUCUUCCUUUUCUCACACAUGCAAGACAAACUAUCCAAGCACUCCAGUCAAGUCGAUUUGCUCAAAGAAUUGCUCAACCUCCAAAAAGAUAUGAUCACCAUGAUGCUGUCUAUGUUAGAAGGUAACGUCGUGAAUGGUACCAUCGGUAAACAGAUGGUCGACACCUUGGUCGAGAGCGCUGGCAACGUCGAGCUCAUCUUGAAAUACUUCGAUAUGUUCUUGAAGCUCAAAGAGCUGACUUCGACUUCGUCCUUCCAAGAGAUCGACCUCAACAACGACGGCUGGGUGUAUCCGAAGGACUUCAAGGAGAAGAUGGAACAACAGAAGAGCUACACGCCAGAAGAAAUCGAGUUCCUGUUGGCCUGCUGCGAAACGAAUCACGACGGCAAGCUCGACUACAUCGGCUUCAUCGACAGAUUCCAUGAACCGGCCAAAGAGAUCGGCUUCAACUUGGCCGUCCUUUUGACCAAUCUGUCCGAACACAUGCCCAACGAACCGAGAUUAGCCCGUUUCCUGGAGACCGCCGGCUCGGUUUUGAACUACUUCGAGCCCUUCCUCGGGCGCAUCGAGAUAAUGGGCGGCAGCAAACGCAUCGAAAGGGUCUACUUCGAGAUCAAGGAAUCGAACAUCGAACAGUGGGAGAAGCCGCAGAUCAAAGAGUCCAAACGCGCAUUCUUCUACAGCAUCGUUACCGAAGGCGGUGAUAAGGAGAAGCUCGAGGCCUUCAUCAACUUCUGCGAAGACGCCAUCUUCGAGAUGCAGCAUGCCAGCGGCCUAAUGGCUGUAGAAGAGUCUGGAGGCGGAGGCCCCACCAGAGCCACCAGCUACAGCUACAUGACCGACGAGGACGAAGAUAGGGCAGCGAAGAACCCCAUACAGCGCAUGUACCACACCAUCCGGGACGGCGUCUACUACGGGCUGUCCUGCUUGGGCCCGUCGCACAUCAAGCACAAGAUAUCGGAGAUGCAGCAGAUGACGUUCGGCGAGCUGUUCGUGGGUUUCUUCCGGCUGAUCUUUUACGCCUUCUACUACUCCGGUUUUGGUGUAGGCGUGGUGGUCAAGUACGUUUUGGGCGUGCUGAUGUCCUUGAUGCGAGGUCCUGUCAUCGAAGAACCGAUAGUCGAGGUGGUGCAGGAAGAGAAGGUGGGGCCGAUGCGGGUGCUGCCCUCGCUACCGUCAACGGACGAGCAGAACACCCAGAUGCAGGCGUUCGGCGUCGAUAUAACGAAGGAGGACAACGGGCAGUACAAGAUGGCCGCCCACGAAUCGCCUGCGGGCAGCCAACCGUCGUCCGGGGACGGCGAGACCACGCCCGAAGAGGGGGGAGAUCAUGCGGAGGCGGAAACGCCCGAACAGCCGUUAUCUUUGUCCGAUUUGCUCGGCGGCGAACAGGCCAAAAGAGCUCAGCAGGAGAAGGUCGAAGCUCAGGCGGCUCAGCAGGCCGCCAUGCAAGCCAUCGAGACGGAGAGCAAGCAAGUACACACCACAGAGCCCUCUGCCAUGUCUCAAAUCAAUUUCGCUGCGUACGGUAAGAGGGCCGUCUCUUUUCUCGCCAGGAACUUUUACAAUUUGAAGUAUGUGGCGCUGGUGCUGGCCUUCUGUAUCAACUUCAUGCUACUCUUCUACAAGGUGUCCAGCCUGAACGAAGACUCGGGCAGCGGCUCCAAACCCAUCCCCGACAUCCUCGAGGGCUCCGGCGUGUCCGGCUCGGGCUCCGGCGAGUCUGACGACCCGGACGACUCCGGUCCCGAGCUGGUGCACGUCGACGAGGACUUCUACUACAUGGCGCACGUGAUGCGAUUGGCCGCCGCCCUGCAUUCGAUCGUCUCGCUGGCGAUGCUCAUCGCCUACUAUCACCUCAAGGUGCCGCUGGCGAUCUUCAAGAGGGAGAAGGAGAUAGCGAGGAGGUUGGAGUUUGAGGGGUUGUACAUUGCGGAGCAGCCGGAGGAUGAUGAUUUGAAGAGUCAUUGGGACAAGAUGGUGAUAUCGGCUAAAUCGUUUCCCGUAAAUUACUGGGAUAAAUUCGUGAAGAAGAAGGUGAGACAGAAGUACAGCGAGACUUAUGAUUUCGAGUCUAUCAGCAACCUUCUAGGAAUGGAAAAGACUUCCUUCCAACAGCAGCAAGAAUCUGAAGAGAAAAAGAACAUCAUCUCAAUGAUCAUCAACAUCGACUGGCGCUACCAAAUCUGGAAGUCCGGCGUCACCAUCACCGACAACUCCUUCCUCUACUCCCUCUGGUACUUCACGUUCUCCAUCUUGGGCAACUUCAACAACUUCUUCUUCGCCGCCCACCUGUUGGACGUCGCGGUCGGCUUCAAAACUCUGCGCACGAUUUUGCAAUCGGUGACGCAUAACGGCAAACAAUUGGUGCUCACGGUCAUGCUGUUGAUCAUCAUAGUUUAUAUUUAUACGGUGAUAGCGUUCAACUUCUUCAGGAAGUUUUACGUGCAAGAAGAGGACGAGGAAGUUGACAGAAAGUGCCACGAUAUGUUGACGUGCUUCGUUUUCCAUUUGUACAAAGGGGUCAGAGCAGGCGGUGGUAUCGGAGACGAAAUCGAACCGCCAGACGGUGACGAAUACGAAGUUUACCGAAUCAUGUUCGACAUCACCUUCUUCUUCUUCAUUAUCGUCAUCUUAUUGGCUAUCAUUCAAGGUUUGAUCAUCGACGCCUUUGGUGAGUUGCGUGAUCAACUUGAAAGCGUCAAAGAAGACAUGGAAUCCAACUGUUUCAUUUGCGGUAUAGGAAAGGACUACUUUGAUAAGGUGCCCCACGGUUUUGAUACGCAUGUGCAGCAAGAGCACAAUUUAGCGAACUACCUGUUCUUCCUCAUGCACUUGAUCAACAAGCCCGACACAGAAUACACCGGUCAGGAAACUUACGUGUGGAACAUGUACCAACAGCGUUGCUGGGACUUCUUUCCCGUCGGGGACUGCUUCCGCAAGCAGUACGAAGACGAAUUGGGCGGAGGCGGAGGUUAAGGUCUCCAUUUAUCUCUCUUCUAUUUUCGAAUAUCGGAUUUCGAAGUUUUUCUGAAUUUUUGUCAUGCACACACUCGCACGGCAAAGUUGCAGUGUUUGUGAGAGUACAAACUUGUUGAGGCAAAUGAAACUUCUGGGCCUUACUUUAUGAAUAAUAUUUUAUUGUUUGUUUUGUGUUUUAUUGAAAUAAUUUCCCCCAAAGUGAUGAUCAAGAUUUAAAAUAGGACUUAAUAUACAGCGUGAUUCAAUUCGCUCCAGCUCAUCAACCGCUGAAUUCCCAUGUUUUGAGUAAGUGGCUUAUUUUUUCCUUGAAAUUUUUGCUGAAAUUGGCAAAUACGUUCUCUUAAUGAUUAACACACGACAAUUGUUUCGUACACUAUUAUGUGAUAUACACCGUGAAGAAGCAAAUGGUUAGCGAAACAAUUGUGUGCAAAAGUGGAUUUGUGAAAAUUAUUACUGAGGUGAGUUUUUUCUCAUUGUUAUAACGGAUUUUCAUCAAGUAAAAUCCGAUUCAAUUCAUCAAGUGUAACAGCCUCAUCAAACGGAACAAAUUUGCCAUUCGAUAACUAUUGACGUCACCACUCGAAGAAUCAAACACAUAGUUGUCAGAUGUCAAUGUACAUCUGUAAAUAACAGAAGUUUUCUGGCUAUGAACAUCAAUGAAUCAUGAUUCAUUGCUUUUCUAAUAUGCGGAAAAAUUCCUAGUUGCUUUAUUUUCAACUGGGUAAUAUUUCUUUCAUACAGGUAAUGACUUUGUUUGAGUGUAUGGGAGGCUACAUCGCUUCACAUCUUGUAUCUCGUAGAGCACAGAGCGCAGUUGCCGGGUCACCAACGGAUAUGUGAUUCGAAACUCUCAUAGCUCUACUACUCCCUUGAGUAACAAAAAAAUGCGAAUUGCUGGAAAUAUGCGGAUAUGAAGCAAAUCGAAACACACUGUAAUUAUGUAUUUAUACACUUUACAAUCUCUAACAACGGUAUAGAAAAUUAACACGCCUUUGAAAUAUCACAAGUCAACAGCAUUUUUGUAGGUAUUUGAAUAUUGGUUACAUCUAAGAGUCUUUGGUACAAAAGAAGACUAGUGUAAAUGGCAUUCCUCUAAAUAAUUAAAAUGAUUGUAAUGUAAAUAAAUGUGAGUUUGAAGUUAGAGAGAAGAAAAGGAAGGUACUUAAUUUAUAUGCAUCGUCAUUCAGGUUUUCAAACUAUCAAUGAAUUCAUCAACGCUGAUAGGCUGUCUAUGCCUGAGGCUUUUAUCUUCUACUAAAGAAACCUCAUCAUAAUCAACAGAUGAUGAAUCUGAAUCCAAAUCUGAAAAAUUUUCA